Molecule: messenger RNA, 8892 nt
Organism: Strigops habroptila (Kakapo)
Lineage: Eukaryota; Metazoa; Chordata; Aves; Psittaciformes; Psittacidae
Gene: DLG2
Product: discs large MAGUK scaffold protein 2
Exons: 26
Coding region: 706-3564 (952 amino acids)
Biological process (GO): chemical synaptic transmission
Cellular component (GO): neuron projection; postsynaptic density membrane; neuromuscular junction
Molecular function (GO): kinase binding
Source: RefSeq, a predicted model, not a curated record
AACUCCCAGCAUCUGGGAUUUUCAGCGUUGAGUACAGGUUUUUUUCAUGCUGAGAUUCAUCUUUUUGGGGAAAGCAAAGGUCACCGCUUCUCCGGAGUUGCGACUGAUUUGAUUCUUUUUCUCGGGGAGGCGCUGGGAAGGGAAUCCUUACUGGAAUGCAUAUUGAUAAAGGCUGAGGAUUCUGGCUUCUUAGAUAAGUAAUUCUUUUUUUUUUUUUCCCCUCUUCUCUCCCCACAAUGACUAUGUAUUGCAGCAACUCACUGGCUUUUUACCAAAUCAGGAGCUGCAGUAUUUUUCUUCCGAUGGAAUAAUUUCAGCCCACUUCAGCUAGCAUGACAAUCUUAUGUGAUUGUUAUGAGUAGGCGUUUACAUCCUUUUACAUGCUAAUACUGCCACACCUGCUAGUCCCCCUCAUUUCCCUCUCUCUCUCUCUCUUUUUUUUUUUUCCCCUUUUUUUUCCCCCUGAUGUGAAAACUAAUUUCCCAGAGGAAGGGAAAUCCUGAGAUUCGUGAUCAAUGCUGCAUCGCUGAUUCAUCAACAAAGAAGGGGAUGGCUGAAUGGGACACAGGUAGAGAUUCAAGCAGGCUGCUUCUGACCAGCAAGAGAAAAGCUAGCUGUUGAGCAGCAUAUGUUGCCACUCCAUGUGCUGUAUUAGCUACUUGUUUUUAGCCUUCAGUAGGCUGCCACUACUGCAGCACUAAAGGAAUGUGCCCUAUUGUUAGAAAUCCUGACUGCUUUACACCAAUGAUUUGCCACUGCAAAGUUGCAUGCACCAACAACACUUUAUCGUUGAUGUUUGGAUGCAAGAAAGGCCAAGAGGAAGAAAAUCCCACAGGUAGAGGCCUUCAGCUGGGACCCUUUCCUGAAAUGGAAUGGACUAAUGCACAGAAAUAUCGUUAUCAAGAUGAGGAUGCUCCACAUGAUCAUACUUUGCCUCGAUUAACCCAUGAAGUGAGAGGCCCAGAGCUGGUUCACGUGUCAGAGAAGAACUUGUCUCAAAUAGAGAAUGUCCAUGGAUAUGUCUUACAGUCGCACAUUUCUCCUUUGAAGGCAAGCCCUGCCCCUAUAAUUGUCAACACAGACACCUUGGACACAAUCCCUUAUGGACCAAUCUCCAGGAGCCAUUCUCAUGACUUAAGGAGCCUGAUCUCAUCAGUGACACAGGUCAAUGGAACAGAAAUUGAAUAUGAAUUUGAAGAAAUUACUUUGGAGAGGGGGAAUUCUGGCCUGGGGUUCAGUAUUGCUGGAGGAACAGAUAACCCACACAUUGGGGAUGAUCCUGGGAUAUUCAUUACUAAGAUUAUACCAGGAGGAGCUGCAGCGGAGGAUGGAAGACUCAGGGUCAAUGAUUGCAUCUUGCGAGUGAACGAGGUCGACGUGUCAGAAGUCUCACACAGCAAAGCCGUGGAGGCCCUAAAAGAGGCUGGCUCCAUAGUACGACUGUAUGUUCGUCGAAGAAGGCCUAUUCUGGAGACCGUGGUAGAGAUCAAGUUGUUCAAAGGGCCUAAAGGUCUAGGAUUCAGUAUUGCAGGAGGGGUUGGAAACCAACACAUUCCUGGGGACAACAGCAUUUAUGUUACCAAGAUUAUUGAUGGAGGAGCUGCGCAAAAGGAUGGGAGGUUGCAGGUUGGAGAUAGACUUCUUAUGGUGAAUAAUUACAGUUUAGAAGAAGUUACCCAUGAAGAGGCAGUAGCGAUACUGAAGAACACAUCAGAUGUAGUGUAUCUGAAGGUUGGAAAGCCCACUACCAUUUACAUGACCGAUCCAUAUGGCCCACCAGAUAUUACUCACUCUUAUUCUCCACCAAUGGAAAAUCAUAUACUCUCUUCUGGAAACAAUGGCACUUUAGAGUACAAGGCAUCCCUGGCCCCUAUCUCACCAGGAAGAUACUCACCCAUUCCAAAGCACAUGCUUGUGGAGGACGACUACACCAGGCCUCCUGAACCUGUUUACAGCACUGUGAACAAACUGUGUGAUAAACCACCUUCUCCUAGGCACUAUUCCCCUGUCGAGUGUGACAAAAGCUUCCUUCUUACAGCUCCCUAUCCCCACUACCACGUAGGCCUGCUCCCUGACUCUGAGAUCACCAGUCAUUCCCAGCACAGCACUGCAACGCGUCCACCCACAGUGAGCUUGCAGCGGACCAUUUCUGUGGAAGGAGAGCCUCGAAAAAUCAUCCUGCACAAGGGCUCCACAGGACUUGGUUUUAACAUAGUGGGAGGAGAAGACGGGGAAGGCAUUUUCGUGUCUUUCAUCCUAGCAGGCGGGCCUGCCGAUCUCAGCGGAGAACUGCAGCGAGGGGAUCAAAUCUUGUCUGUGAAUGGUAUUGAUCUUCGAGGUGCUACCCAUGAGCAGGCUGCAGCUGCGCUGAAGGGAGCAGGGCAGACGGUAACAAUCAUAGCACAAUACCAGCCAGAGGAGUACGCUCGGUUUGAGGCAAAAAUCCAUGACCUGCGUGAGCAGAUGAUGAAUCACAGCAUGAGUUCUGGGUCCGGGUCCCUGAGGACUAAUCAGAAGAGGUCACUGUAUGUCAGAGCCAUGUUUGACUAUGACAAGAGCAAAGACAGUGGCCUCCCAAGCCAAGGACUCAGCUUUAAGUAUGGAGACAUCCUUCAUGUCAUCAACGCCUCAGACGAUGAAUGGUGGCAGGCGAGAAGGGUCACUCUGGAGGGAGACAGCGAGGAGAUGGGAGUUAUACCCAGCAAGAGGAGAGUUGAAAGAAAGGAGCGUGCACGUUUGAAGACGGUGAAAUUCAACGCGAAACCUGGUGUAAUUGAUGCAAAAGGGUCAUUCAAUGACAAGCGUAAAAAGAACUUCAUCUUUUCACGAAAAUUCCCAUUCUACAAGAGCAAGGAGCAGAGUGAGCAGGAAACAAGUGAUCCAGAACAACAUGUUUCUUCUAAUGCCAGCGAUAGUGAAAGUAGCUACAGAGGCCAAGAAGACCUCAUCCUUUCUUAUGAACCUGUCACAAGACAGGAAAUUAAUUACACCAGGCCGGUGAUUAUCCUGGGUCCUAUGAAAGAUCGGAUCAACGAUGAUUUGAUAUCUGAAUUCCCUGAUAAGUUUGGGUCGUGUGUACCACACACCACACGGCCAAAGCGUGACUAUGAAGUGGAUGGGAGAGAUUAUCAUUUUGUCAUUUCAAGAGAACAAAUGGAAAAAGAUAUCCAAGAGCACAAAUUUAUAGAAGCUGGGCAGUACAACGAUAAUUUAUAUGGAACUAGUGUCCAGUCUGUGAGAUUCGUGGCAGAAAGGGGCAAGCACUGUAUACUCGAUGUGUCGGGAAAUGCUAUCAAACGACUACAAGUUGCACAACUCUAUCCCAUCGCUAUCUUCAUUAAGCCUAAAUCCUGGGAGCCUCUGAUGGAAAUGAAUAAACGUCUGACAGAGGAGCAAGCGAAGAAAACCUACGAUCGAGCAAUUAAAUUAGAACAAGAAUUUGGAGAAUAUUUUACAGCUAUUGUCCAAGGAGAUAGCUUAGAAGAUAUAUAUAAUCAAUGCAAACUUGUAAUUGAAGAACAAUCUGGGCCUUUCAUCUGGAUUCCUUCAAAGGAAAAAUUAUAAAUUAGCCACUGCACCUCUGAUUAUGACGGGAGAAUAUUUAGAAGAAAACUAUAAUAUACUAUUUGGAGGCUUUCCUGUUUUUGUUGCAUUUAUGUUCUUUGCAGUCAAUGUGAAUUUUGAUGAAUGUACAACACAAAGUGUUUGAAGCCAUGAAGGACACUGAUGGGUCAAAGGGUAGGAACAAAAAGACUUCUACCAUAAAAAGCAAAUCUGUUGUGUGCUCAGAGCACCAGUUGUAGGUAUAAACUUUUGACAUGGAGACCCUCUGUCAAGGGGAGCUAGCCACCUCCUGUGCCCAUGCGGACAUUUUGAUCGAUUCCAAUGGCUGAGCUCAGUGUGUUGAUUGCUUUAAAGAGAAGCUCCCAGCUCCUGAACCUCGUAUAGGGCUUGAUCCUGCAAGGCGCUCAGCACUUGACCCCAAUUCCUACACACGAGUAGCCUGUUGACUUGGAGUCACUUGUGAUCCUUCCCUAUGCUGUUCAGUCCUAUCAGUUCCAGUAGGACUAUUCAUGUGCUCAAAGCUAAGCACAGGCUUAAGCAUUUUGCUAGAUCAGGGCCACAUGCACCUUGCAAAAUCAAGCUCAGAGUAUUUGGUCCAUUUCCUACUGAAGUCACUAGUAGAACACUCUUUGACUUGACUGGGAGGUGGGUCCUAUCCUAAGCUUGUCAUUGCACGUUUGUAGUUGGUACACCUCGACUUUGGUAACUAUGCACAUCUUUUGAGUUCUGAAACCAAGUCAAGCAUUUCUUUUUUCCCCUUUGGAAACACUAUUGCAUCAGGAACUAAUUACAAUGUAGUUUACUUUAAUGGAGUUUGAGGGUGGGAGAGGAUGGAAGCAUUUCACAUCACACACACGUGCACACAAACACAUUCCCAUGUGGACACACACAUGUAUGAGGAUUCACAGCACCUAUGUUGACAAGGAGGGAUACAACUGGGAAAAGCUUUAAAAUUUUUGAUUGUCUAUUUUAUCAUUUAUAUUGAUAGAAGGCACUUAAAGAUGGAAUAAUUUAUAAAAAUAAAAAUAUAUUGAUGUAUAGAAACUAAUUUCUAUAGGUAAAAAUGUUUUUGUGAGAUAUUUUGUAAAGAUUGAUUAAUUGAAAGAUUAAAUAUUUACACCCUUGUGCGACUGUAAAAUGUAAAGAGGACCAUCAAGUUGCAUUAUCCCUUUUCCGUAACAGAUUCUCUAUUACUAAUGACAAGCGAGAUAAUUCCUUAAAUUCUAGUUGUUAUCUUGUUUUUCUCUCAACUUAAUCCUCUCCUUUGCCUCUAUUUAAUCGUGACGAACUCCUAUGGAAAGAUCUCUUGAACUGACUGCCCUGUAGGACCUUUUCUAAUCACAAAAGGAUAAUGCAUCUUUUAAUUGAAGUGGAUGAUUUGUCAGUGCUUGAAUGCAGUUAAUAACUUCUCUCUUGGAGGGAGUCACACUUCACCCCCAAAUGUGUUUUGAUUCUUCCUGUUUCUUUGCAGGAAUUAACAAAAGCACUUGAUCUUUCCUCUCUUUGCAGGCAGGCAGGUCACCAACUAACUUGUACCUUCAUUCAUUUCACAGUCAACAAGGGUCUUAAAAGCAAAAACUGAGGCAAUGGACAUUUGUGAGGGAUUUGGGGGAAGUCUGUGGAAUUGCAGUUUGGGGUGCACAGAAGGGGAGAAGGAGGCAUGUUUUUCUUGCUUCACAUUGCCCUUUGUAUACUGCUGCCAUUCUUCACUCUGACACACAAGGGGACAACUGCAGGAGAUGAUAUGAUCGCAAACUGAAUUGCCUUUGCUGCUGCUGGACCAAGUUUCCUGUAAAACCCACCACUCUCCUGCCUGCUGCGGCGCAGGAGUUCAGUGCUUCUUAGCUGGUGGCUUCAGGAACCCUAAUGUUUAAGGACAUUUUAAGGGCAAAUGCUAAAUAGACUCCUCAGUUACUUGUCUAUUUGAAGCUUACGUUUCUACUCCCUGUCAACCUGACAGGUCCAUCCAGCCAACCUCCGCGGACAGCGUGACUUGCUGGAUGUUUGCAAUAGAGCCACCAGCAGUGAUGGGGUUAAAAACAUGGGCAUUUAGUGGCCCUGAGGUGGCCUCUGACUUACUGCCCAACUAUGGUAACUUUGAGAAGUUCACACUUCUGUAACUACUAUUUUUCUUGCCUGGCCAGCGCAGAUUUAUAACCAAGGGUUUCAGUUAAGUCUCCAAAAGAGCUUUGUAAACCAGAAGGGCUAGAAACCUUUAUUUUUACAAAAUGUAAAUGAAUGAAAGCUUGGAUUUUGGAUAAUUCUGCAGAAAUCCACAGAGUGACCCCAGAUCUUUGGAAGCCAUGGAUUUUCCAUGCUGGCAAAGUACUACUGCCCCAGGUUGGGAAAUAGCCCACCAGUCCUGAAAAAAAAAAACAACAAGUAUCCUAAAGGAGGAACUUAACUCUAAUUUUCAGCUCUGUUUUUAAGCAAUCAAUCACAUCUGCUUCUUUGUUUCUUAGUUCAGCAUGCAGCCUUUUACGGUACUAUCCUACUAGUAACUGUUUUGCUUUGUCAUGUGCUGUGCUUUACGGUGAACAGUAACACUAUGGCUGAGUACAAUCAAUUUUUCCAUCAGUCCUUGGUUACUGUAGUAACAUUAUUUAUUUUCCCCUGUCUGUUGUUUGUGCUUCCAGUUUAGGGUUGCCAUUGCACUUCUUUUUUUUCUUUUUUUCUUUUUUUUUUUGUUUUUUUGUUUUUUGGUUUUUGGUUUUUGGUUUUUUUUUAAAUAAAACCUAUAUUUGAAACCAAAUCACCAAGAGAAGCAGUGAGAGGUCUUAUUUCCCUUAGGACUUGUACUCCCAUUUGUUUUGUGCGUUGACGUUUUGCGUUCCAUGUUUCAGCAUCCUCGGAGCUGCAGUUCUAUUUUGCAUUGCAGCUGUUCAGAUCAUGCUGGGUGGUAGUGGGAGGAGGAAGAGAAACAUAAGAUUCAUGCAAAAUUACAUCUGGUGCAAAAAAACCCCCAACCCAUACAAAGUCCAAACUCACAACCCACAGCAGUUGGCACCCAAGACCAUAUUGGUGCUAACACAGCUUAGCGUAAUCAGAUCCCUUUUCUGUCCAUAUAAAAGACUUGCAAGUGUCUAAACAUUAGACAAAUGCAAAUGCUGGACCCUUUAGGAAAAGUGCCAGAUCACACCCCUGGUGCUAUUUCUCAUGUUCUGGCACAGUGUGUAGCACUGUAGGGUCUAAGCAGAACCAAAAUGAUCACAGCUUUUUGUCCACCCAUGAAUGAUCACAAUGACAUCUUGCUAGCUUUGUGCAGAUGUGCAAUAUUACAACCUAUUUAUUUCUCCUUGCCACAAAACACCUUCCAUGCACUGACUCAUUGAGAGCUUGCUAAGAGGGCUCAGUGACACGGCACUCUUUACUGGUCUUACGGUCUGACCAUCAACCAGUGAAAGAGCCUCUUUCUUGCUUAAUUCCCCCUUCCUACAGAGGUACCCUGUCCAUGCUAGCACUUUGUAAUUUCUUUGGUAGUAAAGGCUGUUUCUAGAUAAAUAUUCUGUGAUGUAAUUGUGUUUGUAGCUAGCAUGGUUUGAUGCUCCGGUGUGGAUAGGGUCCUAGGAACCACCCUGUGAAAGUCAAGGAUAAGAAAUCUCUCCGUUGCACUGAAAUUUCAAAUCCUCAUCCUGGAGAGCAGUGUGGAACCUGAGCUAAUAACCACUACGAGCCAGCGACAGUGUCCUAGUUAUCCACCUCCCUAUUUACAUUAGUUUUCUAUGGAGAAUUUGUUGGUGUUACACUUUGGCUGUUACUUGCUCAGUCAAAUUGUGUUUUGCUUUUGGUUUCCUUAUAUUUUAUUCUUUGUUCUUCAAUUCAUAUCCAUAACCUGAGGAUUCAGUGAGUGACAACACAGAAGGAUAUUUGUAGGAAAAACAGUGUUAAUGGAUAAAGUCUCAAUCUUCUCUUUAAGCUGCAGAUUUAAAGCCAUAAUAUCUGCCGUGUUCAGAGAAAGUGGUCUUUUAUCUUUCACAGCUGUGAUUCUCAACCUUUUUUCUCUUGAACAUUUUGUCUGCCAUGUUAUGCAUGCGGUUCACUGUGCAACUGCAUUCAUGUGCUCAAGCCCAUGCCUUGGUGGAAUAAAUGUAUUUUCCUAUUCCAUUAAAAAUCUGACAUCUUGUCAAUUAGUUCAGAAGAAUGAGGUUGUCAUUAUGUAAAAAAAAAGGUUCCCAUUCCAGGUCACAAGUCAGCAUCAAGGCUAACAGCAAAUAACAUCUAAAAUCUAUUCAGCAUAUAGCUAGCCUAGAUCUUCAGCUGGUGUAAAUCACAGUCACUCCACUGGGGGAGUUGGACCAGAUGAUCUUUAAGGUCCCUUCCAGCCCAAACCAUCCUAUGAUUCUAUGAUGGAUUUCAGUGGAGUCCAUCCCAUUUACACCACCUGAAGUUACACAUCUGCUCUCCCCAUUACACCGAUUUUUUAGCAUUACUGUAAAACACCAAGGCUACAUGAUUAAACAGCAGCUCAGCACUUUCCAUUGUUAUCUACUGCUUACUUUACUGCAGCACACAGAGGGUCAAGUCAUAGACCGAGAUCAUUUUGAGGUAGGGGCUAUGAAAUUGCUGAACAAAAAGACACCCCAUAGCUCAAAUGCUGUAGCCAAGUUUUCAGAAGGCUUCAGCCCCACUGACAUCUCACCGAGAGCAAUAGGAACCACUACCCCUUUUGAGACUGUCUUGAAGGUGAGGAGCAUGAGGUGCAAUCCAUUACCCCUCACAUCGCGUUAGCAGCUUAUGGCCCUGACCUACAGCUCAGGCAACUUGCCCUGGUGUAAAACAGCAUUUCUGGGGAUGAGUGGUAGCCAGCAUCCUAGGCAAGAUAUUUUGGGGAAGAAAAAAAAAAAGGAAAAAAAAGAAUUAAAAAAGGCAACACUGUUGGCUCUUAGUGGGAUAGCAACCUUUUAAUUUCUGGAUUUGUGUUCCUCAGUUGGAAUCGGCCACUCUGAGUCUCCGAGUGCAGCAGCCUGUGCUCUGCAGGCUGCUCCAUCCGGCACGCUGGCCGGCGCGCGUCUCUUGAGCAGGAUGUUUCUCAGUCCAGCUGUAGUGUGGGGUACUCAGAAUCUGAACUGGAGUUUACAGAACACCCUUGUCCAGCUUACACUCCUGUUAUGUGUAAAUACUCUUGCGCAUUCAUUCCAUUUGUGUAAAGAAUAAAGCACACACGAUUAUAAAAAUUAAGAUGUAUAUUUCAUACUAGCUGUGUCCUUGCUUAUUUAUUCCAGUCCAAGCUCUCAGCUGUGGUUCAGUUGUAAAUGCUUGAUAGAGUGUUUAUAAAUAUGUCAUGAAUUUUAUUAUAAAAUAUUAAUAUUAAAGCAUUUUUACACUUUA